ACAGACGUACAUGCUGUCUUGCCGCACAUGCGCACUCGGGGCUCCGAGCAGAGGAGAGCACACACACACACACAUGCAUGCACGCGCCUGCAGCCACACUGCCUGAUUAGCUUGCGAGAGCUGUCUACAGCAUCCAGAGAAAUGGCGCAAGAGGCAGAGCAUUGGAGGAGGAAGAGCAGCCUGAAGCAGCAGGAUUAGACCUCUGGCUUUUUUUUGGCCAGCUGAUGCAUGGACUGAUUUGGAGCCGGGGCGCUGGGCUACAGAACCAUCAGGGAGGCACAGCCUGGCUGACUGUGGUGGCUGCCUGUGUGGUGUUGAGAUGGAGUUGAUGCACGAGUAGGACUGGGCCGGGCCUCUGGAUCAGUACCGUGGGGGAGGGGCAGACGACGCAGGGAGAGAGGGAGCGUGUGUUUUUCCAGACCACAGCUCUGGUGUGAUUCUUCAGCCUGACCGUCUGCUACAGGCCUGCCUGCAUCCCCUUCUGUCUCUUUCUCGCUCUCUCUCUGUCUCCCUCUCCAUCCUUGUUUUCCUCUUUUCCUGUCCUCAUCUGUUUCCCUCUCCCGCAUGUUCCUGCUGCCACCCGAGCUCACUUCACCUCCAUCAUUUCAUACUACAGUCAUCUUCAUGCUCUACAUACACCACCAUCUCCUGAUUCCGCUCACCUCCAUCAUCUGAAUUUUUCUCAUUGUUGUUUGUCAAGCAGCUCAGCUCCCACAGUGUCAUCUUUCCGUUUACAUCUUUCUCGCAUUGCCACUCAUCUCCUCUAUCGCCGCUUCUCUGUGCCCUUCAGACGGUACCUCGCUCCCUCUCCCCCUCUGUUUUCCUCCACAUUUCCUCCUUCCACCUCGACCCUGCAGUGACUGUGGAUUUGGGUCAGUUUGCUCAGCAAAUGGGAUAGGAUGUAGUCUCCACAGCAGCCGGUUCCAGGGGGUUCCUGGUCUGCCCAUCGGGGGACCCUCAUCUUUGGACCACACUAAGGCUGGAGCCUGACUCUGGACUGACUGGGUGGCCUGCUUUGGGGUGCUGCAUGUAGACAAGGACAGUCUGCAUCAGCAGCCCCUACCCUCGCCCCCUUCCCCUGUUCCUUCGCCCCUUCUCGGGGCAGCCGUCACUCUGGAGUGUCCCGGCUUGACUGGCUGUGGCCUCUCCCCACACACCCGGACGACGCCCUCAUGCCACUGGGGCACCUGCAGCGCCCCUGCCCCGCUCCACUACCGCACCUCCUGCCUGUGUCAUCGGCCCAAACCUCCCGUCACCCUCAACAUGGGUGUGGUGGAGGCCAUUGAACCCGUGCCAUCCUCCUGCCCCUCACCUGUGCCGGGGGGCUACAGGCUGCCCCGCUCCUCCAGCUACAGCCCGCUGCAGGGGAGGGCAGGGGCAGAGCUGGACCUCGGUGCGGCUGCCGGAGGGGUUCUGGAGGCGGGUGGGACAGCGGCAGAGCGCAGGACGCCGUUAGUGGACCUGUUCUGUGAGACCUGCUCCAGGCCCUGGCUCAUCGGCUGGUGGGACCAGUUCAAGAGGAUGUUGAACAGGGAGCUGUCCCAUUUGUCAGAGAUGAGUCGCUCAGGGAACCAGGUGUCAGAAUACAUCUCCACUACCUUUCUAGAUAAGCAGAACGAGGUGGAGAUCCCAUCCCCAACCUUGAGAGAGAGGGAGAAGCCCAUGUGUCACAUCAGUGGGGUGAAAAAGCUCACACACAGUUCCAGCCUUUCCAACUCCGCCAUGCCUCGUUUCGGCGUGAAGACUGAACACGAGGACGCAUUAGCCAGGGAGCUGAACGACUUGAACAAGUGGGGCCUUAAUAUCUUUCGUGUGGCAGAGUUCUCUAAUAACCGACCCCUCAGCUGUAUUAUGUUUGCCAUCUUCCAGGAAAGAGAUCUACUGAAGACAUUUCGGAUCCCCAUGGACACAUUUGUCACCUAUGUAAUGACCCUGGAGGACCAUUACCAUGCCAAUGUGGCCUACCAUAACAGCCUUCACGCUGCAGAUGUCACUCAGUCUACUCAUGUACUGCUAUCAACACCGGCUCUAGAUGCUGUGUUCACCGAUCUAGAGAUUCUAGCUGCGUUAUUUGCAGCUGCCAUCCACGAUGUGGACCAUCCAGGAGUGUCCAACCAAUUCCUCAUAAACACCAACUCAGAGUUAGCCCUGAUGUAUAAUGAUGAGUCCGUGUUGGAGAACCAUCACUUAGCUGUGGGCUUCAAGUUGCUUCACGAGGACAACUGUGACAUCUUCCAGAACCUCAGCAAGAGGCAGCGACAGAGCCUGCGAAAACUUGUCAUUGAUAUGGUUUUGGCAACAGAUAUGUCAAAACACAUGAGUUUGCUGGCAGAUCUCAAGACCAUGGUGGAAACCAAAAAGGUGACGAGUUCUGGAGUACUGCUGCUGGACCACUACACCGAUCGGAUACAGGUGUUAAGGAACAUGGUGCACUGUGCAGACCUGAGCAAUCCUACAAAACCCCUGGCUGUGUAUCGACAAUGGACGGAGAGAAUCAUGGAGGAGUUCUUCAGGCAGGGAGACAAGGAGAGAGAGCGAGGGAUGGAGAUCAGUCCUAUGUGCGAUAAACACACCGCUUCUGUGGAAAAGAGCCAGGUGGGCUUUAUUGACUACAUAGUCCACCCGCUGUGGGAGACAUGGGGCGACCUGGUGCACCCUGACGCCCAGGAGAUCCUGGACACUCUGGAGGACAACAGGGACUGGUACCAGAGCACGAUCCCACAAAGCCCGUCGCCGCCGCCUGUGAGCCAAGACAAGGAACUAAACGCCUGUUUGGACAAGUUUCAGUUUGAGCUCACCCUCGAAGACAGCUCUCAAACAAAUCAGGGAGAUGACGGCAACAAAGCCACGCCAAACCACGUGGCACAGGACUGCAGUCAGGGGGAGGAGGAAGAGGAGGAGGAUAAAAAGGACGAAGAGGAAGAUAUCAUGGUCGAAGAGGAAAAUGAGGACAUAAUAGAGGAGGAAGAUGAGAUGGCGAUGGAAGAGGAGCAGGAGGAGGAGCUGAAAGCUCAGCUGGUGGUGAGAUCUGAAAAGGAGAGACUUUCUGACACAAGUCCUGUAGAAGAAGAGGAGGAUUCUUCUUCACAAGCUGAAGAUACAUGAGUUCUGCUCCUGUAUCCCCCUCCUCACUUGCACACAUUAUCUUGUUAUUCCUUUCAAUGGCCAAACCAAGAACAAAUAAGACUGCAAAUGACAAUACAGACCUUUAAAUAUAUUUUUCAAAAAGGGAAUAAAUAAAAUAUUACAAAAAAAAAAAACACUUAAAGAGAAGUUAAUUACACAGCAACUGUAGAUUUGGAGUGGCGACAAGUCCAUCGGCUGAUUUCACGAUGAACUUAAGACCGAGCGGAAUUUAGGAGAGCAUUAACGGUGGUCAACUGAGGACAGCGUAGCACGCGGGGACUGAAAUGCACACACACAAACACACAGGAAGUGACUCACAAACACAUUGGGAUGAAGAGGUGGAGUGAGUCGUGUUGAACGCACAACUACAUCGGUCAUGCCGGACGGUACGGGUGCAGUCCAUAUGUAUCCCUCUUUGAAUGUGUGUUUGUAUGAGUGCAUUAACACGAGGGACACAGAUCAGUAAUGAGUCUCUUUGGAAAAAGCCAUCUCUUAAUGAAGUAUUAACUAGUGUUCAGUCAGUUUUAGUCGUUCAUGUUCUUUAGGAUCUCAACAGAAACUGUUCUCCUCAGAAAAGCUACGUCUGAAUGACUUCUUUUUUUUUCCAUUUCUGUCGGAAAGAAAAAUCCGAAAAUUGCAGAGUUUUGAGGAGAGAGAGGAUGAAAACUGAAAACCGAAGGCGAGGAAGAUGCUGCGAUGAAGGGGCCGCCGGGUCCCGUACCCCUUUUCCCUUUACGAGGAGAGUGCUACUGGUGCAAGAUGGCUCUGUGCCUUUCUGAAACACCAGCUUCCUUGAAUGGAGCUGUCGUGAAGCAAUGCAUUGUGGGACAGGAGUGUCUGAUUUUGUUAUCAUUCUCUUUUUUUUCGAUUGUCUCUUGUUGAAGCUCUCUCUCUCUCUCUCUUUAUUGUUCAUGGUAUUGUGGUGUGUAUCUCACACGUACAGUUUCUGUGGUGAUAUGUUUUGAAGCUGUAAGUCUUCCUUUGUUUGCUCUUUCUGGUAAUAUAAUAACUCAGAACUCUAGAUGCAGAGCAAUCACUACCACCUCCACAACCACCUGUGGACUCUUUUCAGCUUAUGGUUCUUUCUUAUUACAGUGAUUUCUUUUCUUUAUUUUACUUUUUUCGAGAAUAAGCCAUGAGAUGCUUUGAAGCAUAAGUUCCGCCUUUUUUCUAUUUAACCGUUGCUAAAUACGUUGAAGGGAUACAGAAUUAUUUCAUUAUCAGGAGGUUAGGUUUUCACUCGCCAUCCCUCGCACCCACUUGCACUGUUGUUUGUUUGCGUCUCCUCAUACUCGGCAACUCUCACCAAAGUGACGGCUUUUUAAAAAGAACUUACAGCGGCUGAAGUGAUUUGAAGGAAUAAAAGACUUUGAGAAUAUAAAAAUCAGGGAGGUAGAAUGUCAGGGAAAGAAAAGGAAAAGUGGCAGUCCCUAAUCAUCGUUGUUAUGUUAGAUGCUUUUGCCUUAAUGUGAGCUGCAGGAUACAUACCUGCCCAGUAUGUAGAUUUAUAAGAUAUAUAAUAGAUAUCCUAGUAUAUUUAUAUCACGUCUGUAUGCUUAUUUCUGUGAGUAUCAGUGUAUCUAUACACAAUGUAUGCAGCAUUGCAUUUGGAGGGUUUGAGGGGGAACAUUGCUGCCAAUUUAGUCGUUAUGUUGUUAACUGUGUUUGGAUCAACAUAAAGAAUGUGUUGUUAUGACUUUUUUUUUUUUUUUUUCCAAAAUCUGGAUGACGAUCUUUAAGCUUACCUGCCGGGCAUGCAGAGGGAAAUGACGAAGUGUGGUUAAGACUUCAUGAGCGGAGAGAAUGAAUAUGAUCAGGUGUUGAUUUGCUGACAUGACCGAGUCAGUGGUUGUGUGUGUGUGUGUGUGUGUGUUGUGUGUGUGUUGAGGAUGAUUGUGUCGUCAUGACUUACAGCCGACUCACACAUGGCCUGAUGCUUGUUGCUAGCUGCGGUGUCGCUACCCCAUCCGUACCGGAAACCUGAGUUGAUCUACACUAUAUGGUAGUUGAACGCCUGACCAUUACACCAACAGGGACUGUAAUGACCUGGCUUAGAUUUUAGCGGAAGUUGUGAGUGACUCUCUGGGCAUACAGUCCAUUGUUUUGACAGGAAGUAGCCUAUUUCAACAGGAAUUAGCUUGUACUUGUACUUCGAACCUUGUGUUUUUGGACGGAUUGGGUAGCGACAGGCAGCUAUUGGAGGUUGGCAGAGCAGUGUCUGUCAUAGCUGACUGCGUAGCAAGAGUUGCUAAUGUUGCUAAAGAAGCUGGUGAUGUCCGCCAUUUUGUGAUCGUUUCGUACGACAAAAAACAGCCUUGAGCCUGAGAGCUACGUUUGGGCUGUGUCGUGUUUGUGCAGGCAGUGUUGGCAAUAUUUUUUCAAAAAGAAUUGACUGGCAAACUUCAGCUGUACACAAGGGGCACAAGCAGUGUGGCAAUGUCCAACUCCGCUCUAUUCGGCGUGAAUGAGGGGUGUUUGAGUUGACGCCAUCCGGCGCGUGAGUGUGAGUUGGCCGUUAGGGAGCGAGUAAGAGGUGGCGGGACGCUGAAGGAUGUCGUCACAUGUGUGUGUCGUGUACGUUCGCUCACUGGCAUCAGCGCAUCUCGUCAAAUGAUGGUGUUUCCGAUCAGCACAGCUUCAGUAGGUUUGUUUAGGUGUUUGUUUUAUCACAGGGUAUAAAAAAUAUUAAAUAAAAGAACAUGAGUGUGGCUCUUUUGUCGAGCAAGUUCCUGCAGGUCAGUAACUGAGCCUCUGUGAAGACGCCACAGCUCGGUGCAACAGGAGCCUGUGUGUUUGACCUGCUCUGUCACAGGAUGGAGCAGAGCUGCGGGGCCACCACACAGGCUUCCAACAUGGUGGAAUGGGAAUCCAGGACUAUUCUUGCAAUUUUCCUAAAUAAAAGAUUCCCAUAUGCAUCGGCCUUUUACUUUGAUGUUGCUUUGUUUUUGUGGCUUCUUGUUCUGUCAUAAGCUAUAAGGAUUUUAAUAUUUGAUUGCCAUACAAACACGAUACUGUAGCAAUUAUUUCUUAUUAAGAAAAAAAAGAUUAUUCAAUUGAUUAAUUGCUGCCAUUUCUUUUUAAAUGAUAAAAAAAAGAAAACCAUGGGAAGUGUUUUCUUUGAACAGUGUGUGUACAGUUUAUUUUUAUAUCAUUCUGGUGGACGGUCUAGAAAAUGAAUCAUGUGUUGAUGAUAUAGCUAUAAGCGUUACAUCUUUUGUAUAUAAUGUAAUAUUGGAUUGUAAAUUAUAAAUCAGAGUCGUAAUGAUUGACGAAUGAUCACUUGAGGUCGCUAACUGAACCAUUGAAGCACUGCAGGCCACAUCCUCACUUUUUUUCACAAUUCAUUAUAUUUGUUGCUCACUUGUGUUAACAUUUCUGUCACUUGUUUUAAAUUGUUAUAACUGCAUCUAUUUGUACCAGCACUUUAUUUCGUCAGGUUUUGAGGCAAAUGGGCGUGUUUUCAGGUCGUGAACAGUCUGUGAUGGUGAUUUUGUUCAUCGGCGAUCACUUGUUGUUUAAAUAAAAUCAGAAACUCUCA
Solea senegalensis (Senegalese sole) is the source of this 6664-nucleotide messenger RNA. It is a transcript of the gene pde4a, whose product is annotated as phosphodiesterase 4A, cAMP-specific. The coding region runs from base 1264 to 3105 and encodes 613 amino acids. Gene Ontology annotation, biological process: signal transduction. Gene Ontology annotation, cellular component: cytosol; nucleus; perinuclear region of cytoplasm. The record is from RefSeq and is a predicted model, not a curated record. The transcript is spliced from 10 exons. Lineage: Eukaryota; Metazoa; Chordata; Actinopteri; Pleuronectiformes; Soleidae. Gene Ontology annotation, molecular function: 3',5'-cyclic-AMP phosphodiesterase activity.